CCGAGGUCUGCCAGCACACGGCGCCUGGGGCGAAGAGCGCGAUGCCCGCGAAGAUCAGCACCACGGCGAGGUGGCCGCGGUCCCACGGCGUCCCGGCCAGCAUCACCCCAGCGAUGGCGACCGCGAGGCCGAGCGUCCACACAGGCAGGUUCCAGCGGACCAGCGAGACGCGGCUGCCGGUGCCCCGGCUGGCGCGGGUCCGACAGCCAACCCAACGGCCAGGCCGCCGCCAGCUGCAGCAUGCCCCGGGUAGACUCGACGGCGCCGACGAGCAUGUUGCCAGAUGUUCCGCCCAGCUCUAG
Prorocentrum cordatum is the source of this 302-nucleotide messenger RNA. The record is from the annotation of a GenBank genome assembly. NCBI's taxonomy places the organism in Eukaryota, Dinophyceae, Prorocentrales, Prorocentraceae.